CAUGGCGCGAGUUAUAUAUUAUUAUACUAUCAGCGCGUUUGACAAUGACAAGAUAGUGCGAUGAUAAGACGAGCGCAGGGCGUUUUAGUGUGCACUUUAUCACCUUGAACAUUAUAAUUUAACAGUUACUCCAAAGAUGUAAGAAGAUAGGGAUGCCGUUGGUUGGGUUCAUGUUGUCGGAGGUUGUUGUCGAGGGCUGUGUAAUCAUCAGAAGAUCGUCGCCGGCUGCUGACGGGAUCGACGGUGACUUCUGCUAUCCGUAGCCCAAACUUCAAAGGGCACGUCGCUUGUAUAUAUACACACAUCGUCAUCCUCCACCCUCUUUUGUAUAACACCAGUCUAGUGCGCGCCCGUUAAUUGUUUUAAUUUCAGAUGUACUCUUCAAGAAAAGUAACAGAGAUGACAGUCAACUAGUACCAAAAAAAUAGGCUAGUAAAAUGAUUAAAUCUACUUGCUGCUCAGCAAAGAUAUUGCCUUAUUCUUGCCUGUUAAGCUGUUGAUUGGAAGCAAUCGAUGCAAAAUGAGUGGAGCAGAUUGUGGGGCAGAGAUCAUUGGAAACAGUUGGCAAGAAUGCGCCAGCUGGCUGACAAGAUGUAAAGCCUUGAGGUCAGAUCACAGAGCCAAUUGGCCCACGGCAAAGGCUGUUGAUCUGGCUUACAUUUUAAGGGACGGGGUUCUACUCUGCAAUCUUCUGAACAACAUAGAGUCCAACUGUAUAGAUAGCAAAGAUGUGAAUCAAAAACCUCAGAUGGCGCAAUUUUUGUGCUUAAGAAACAUCAACGCGUUUUUGUCGGCGUGCUCAAAUAUAUUUGGUCUAUCGGAAUCGGAUCUUUUUGAGCCAACUAUGCUCUUUGACCUGUCCAAUUUUUAUAAAGUCUUGUGCACGCUGUCCGUACUGUCAAACACUCCUCGAUUUAAGAGCAAAGGAAUAGAAGGCUUCACCGUUAAAAGAGGCCGAUCUCAAGAAGACAUUUACAAAGAUUUACAGAGCGGAGUAGGGCGAGAAAACGAGGGCUGGCGCAGGCGGUUCUGGAGACGAGACGGCGGCUCAGCUGCCUCGGACGAGGGGGCCGUGGGUGCCGACCACAACUGCAGGAACGACCUCGAGGCCGAGGAGGGCGGCUUUGGGGCUCUGUCCAGUCACGCGCGCAGCGAGAAAGUCUACCACGAUCUUUGUAGCCUGAACCUACCGCCUCCCUUGCCGGCCUCACAGGUCUCGGUCGCAUCAGCCGCGAGCGUGGGCAUAGGUGGCGAGAAGCGCGACUACGUGGUCCAGGAGCUGAUAGAAACGGAGCGCAACUACGCGGAGGUGCUGAACAGCCUGCUGCGCUACUUUGCCCGGCCGCUCUCCAGCCUCAUCACCCCCGAGGACUCGAACCGCAUCUUCUUCGGCAUAAAAGACCUGGCCGAGAUCCACGCGGGCUUCCACAGCCAACUGCGCAAGGCACGGGACGGGGCCGGACUCGCCCAGGUGUUCCUCGACUGGCGCGAAAAGUUUCUCAUCUACGGGGACUACUGCGCCAACCUGACCACCGCCCAGAACGCCGUGCACGAGGUUUGCGAGAACGAGACUGUCCGCUGGACCAUCGAAAAGUGCCAAAAAGAGGCCAACAAUGGAAAAUUCAAGCUCCGAGACAUACUGUCCGUUCCCAUGCAGAGGGUGCUCAAGUAUCACUUGUUGCUCGACAAACUGGUCGAGGAGACGCCACGAGAGUGGGUCGAGGACAUACGGCUGCUGACGCAAGCUCGGGAAGUCAUGGUCGACGUGGCCCAGUACAUAAACGAGGUCAAGCGCGACUCGGAUACCAUCGACAUCAUCCGGGACAUUCAGGAAUCCAUCGUGGACUGGGAGAGGUCGGAGGACUUUCAGCUCAAGAAUUACGGGAGGCUGUUGAAGGACGGGGAGCUCAAGAUCAAAGCUCACGGCGAUCAGCGGAUAAAAGCUCGCUACGCUUUUGUUUUCGAGCAAGUGGUGCUGGUGUGCAAGGCUGGCCGAGGCGACGUCUUUUGCUACAGGGAGACCAUUAGACUGGACGAGUAUAGAGUCGAGGACCCGUCGAACCGCAAGAUACUCGGCCGCGACUCUCGAUGGUCGUUCCAGUGGCUGCUCGUGCAGAACAAGAACAAACAGGCUUACACUCUGUACGCGCGCUCCGAGGACCAGAAGCAAAUGUGGAUCAAAGCCUUGCAGGACGCGAUGGACAACAUUUACCCGGCGGCUUGUCGCAACACGAACCACAAGUUCAAGCUCACCACGUUCGACAGUCCUCGCAGUUGCGAAAGAUGCGGCAAAUUCCUCAAAGGAAGGAUCUUUCAGGGUUACAAGUGCGAUGUCUGCCGAUUGUCGGUUCACAAGCAGUGCAUCGUGUAUUCCGGGCGUUGCGUGCCGAUGCCGCCUGUCCCGCCAUCACCGCCCUCGCCGUCCCCGCAGCCGUUCGAACGCGAGUUGUCGGCCAAGCUGUGGUACGUUGGAGAGAUGGGCAGGGACGCGGCCGCGACUAAACUGGAGCAGCGCGAGAAUGGAACGUACAUGGUUCGAAUACGCCCGCCCACGGGACACCCGCGUCUCAAAGACGAAACGAACUAUGCGUUGAGUAUCAAGGCUGACGACGUCGUUAGACACAUAAGAAUAUUCAAGCGCGAAGUUGACGGUGCCGACUUGUACUAUCUGAGCGAAUCGCGUUUCUUUAAGAGCGUGGUCGAACUGGUUGAGUAUUACGAGCGAGUCUCACUCGCGGAAAACUUUGAAAACCUCGACCAGCGCUUACUCUGGCCGUUCAGGCGAGUCUUGGCCAAGGCUCUUUUCGAUUACCGCGGUGGAGAGCGUAAUCAGCUGAGUCUGCGUAAAGGCUGUCGCGUUGUUGUUUUGAGCAAAGAAGGUGAAGCCAAAGGAUGGUGGAAGGGAAAGAUUGGCGAUCAGGUCGGCUUUUUUCCCAAAGAGUACGUGGAAGAGGAGUGACGUAGCUACCUCGCAACGACGAGCCGACGAAUAUAAUACUUGCAUUAUGUAUUACUACUACGUUUUGGUAUUUCGAUGCAGAGAUAAUGUUAGCGCGAUAACAGUUGUGACGUGCUACCGCUUUCUUCCAAUCUUUUCGAUUAUCGCGAUAAAGCAAAUUAUUCAAGCGACAUUAGCGAAAUGAAUUAACGUGAGAGAAAUUAAAAAUUUUAACUCACCGUUUCUUUUAUAUAUACAUAUUAUAUAUUAGAUGGAGUAUUCGAAUGUGGAUUCAAUACUCUUGUUGAUCAUGAUGUUUUUUUUUUUUUUUUUUUUUACAA
Molecule: messenger RNA, 3279 nt
Organism: Copidosoma floridanum
Lineage: Eukaryota; Metazoa; Arthropoda; Insecta; Hymenoptera; Encyrtidae
Gene: Vav
Product: Vav guanine nucleotide exchange factor
Biological process (GO): regulation of GTPase activity; cell migration
Cellular component (GO): cytoplasm
Molecular function (GO): protein binding; guanyl-nucleotide exchange factor activity
Source: RefSeq, a predicted model, not a curated record